This is a messenger RNA of Cynara cardunculus var. scolymus (artichoke), 1535 nucleotides long. Its product is annotated as probable sodium/metabolite cotransporter BASS4, chloroplastic. The record is from RefSeq and is a predicted model, not a curated record. The transcript has 14 exons. Bases 37 to 1335 code for a protein of 432 amino acids. Gene Ontology annotation, cellular component: chloroplast envelope. Lineage: Eukaryota; Viridiplantae; Streptophyta; Magnoliopsida; Asterales; Asteraceae.
GUGAGGCUAGCUAGCUUGUGGUUCUACUCGGGGCAAAUGGCGGGAACGCUUCAAACCCUAAUAAGCCUCACUUCUCCGGUGACCGGAGCCGCUCCGUUCCGAUCGAGGAACCACAGGCUGACGUCAUCACUUUUUGGCUUUUCCGGCAAUCGUUCUUUCGGUUCCAUUGACAGCAAGCCAUCGUUUCCUCGAAAACUCCGUUCAUUUACCGGAACACUCGUAAUAAGAAACAGCACGAAUUCCGCUCAGGGAAAUGAUGAUGCGAAUCAACCUCCACAAGAGUUGGGACUUUCGAACUUUUUGGUUUCUGCAGAACCUUUGUUGAAAUUUGCUGCUAGCAAUUUUCUGCCAUUAGCGCUUAUCGGAGGAGUAGCAUUAGGCCUCACAAAUCCUAGUCUCGGAUGUCUUGCUCAUAGUUAUCAUUUAUCAAAAUUCAGCACUUUUGGGAUAUUUAUCAUAUCAGGACUGACACUGCGUAGUGAAGAAGUUGGUGCAGCUGCUGAAGCAUGGCCAGUCGGACUUUUUGGCCUAGCUUCUAUUUUAUUGUUUACUCCCCUCCUCUCCAGAAUUGUCCUGCAACUUCACCUCCAACCUCAAGAAUUUGUCACAGGACUAGCUCUAUUUUGCUGUAUGCCAACAACAUUAUCAAGUGGAGUUGCUCUAACCCGGCUUGCUGGAGGUAAUUCAGCCUUGGCUCUUGCGAUGACUAUAAUAUCAAGUCUGUUGGGAAUUCUGAUUGUUCCUUUUUCUAUAUCAAAACUUAUAGCUGGUGGAAUGGGUGCAUCUGUUCCGGCUGACCAAUUAUUCAGAAGCCUUAUUGUCACACUUUUGAUACCUUUGAUUUUGGGGAAGGUUUUUCGGGAAUCCUUUAAAGGCUUGGCGGAUAUUGUUGAUAGUAAUCGUAAGCUCUUAUCAGUAGUGAGUGCAAUAUUACUAAGUUUGGUCCCUUGGAUACAAGUGAGUAAAUCAAGAUCGCUGCUUCUGAUGGUUAAGCCCACAGUUUUUCUUGUAGCUGUCUUAAUGGGAGCGCUUCUUCACCUCAUACUAUUAGGUUUCAAUGCCAUCUCAAUACAAAUCCUAUGUGCUGUAUCUGGUGGCAGCAAGUCAGUUUUUGCGAAGAAGGAAAAUUCUAGCGCCCUCUUACUUAUUGCAAGUCAGAAAACAUUGCCGGUGCUUGUUGCAGUUGUGGAUCAACUCGGUGGUUCAUUUGGUGAAUCUGGUUUGCUCGUCCUUCCCUGUGUCGCAGCACAUUUAAACCAGAUUAUCAUGGACUCUUUCUUAGUAAGUUUUUGGAACAAGAAGGAACAAUCACUUGGUGAUGCCAAGAUGGCUUAGAUUGCAAUCCAAUGUGAAGGAAGACUAGCUUUGUUGUGGAAAAAGGGUUGGCUUUAUUUUCAGAACAUUUUAACUAUAUCCAUCUCACAAUCAUCAUGGAGUGGUAAAAAAUACCAGUUCUGUUGAUUGCAACAAUUUUAGCGAUUGUAAUGACUGAAAACAUGUUCGGUGGAUAUAUUUAUUUUGUUCUUUUCUAGUGA